Molecule: messenger RNA, 2035 nt
Organism: Myodes glareolus (Bank vole)
Lineage: Eukaryota; Metazoa; Chordata; Mammalia; Rodentia; Cricetidae
Source: RefSeq, a predicted model, not a curated record
GAGUUUAAUAAGCGAGCAAGAGAGAGAGAGAGCGCGGGGUGGGGUGGGGGCAAAGGCAGAGCAUGUCCGCCAUCUACCCUCCGCUCCCGGGCGCGCUCUCAUUCAUAGCAGCCUCUUCAUGAAUUACAGCUGAAGGGGGCGGGGGAGGGGGGUACCACACAACACCCCGGCAAACCUCCGGGCCCCCAGGCAUGGCUAGCUCGUGUGCCGUGCAGGUGAAGCUGGAGCUGGGGCACCGCGCCCAGGUGAGGAAGAAACCCACGGUGGAGGGCUUCACCCACGACUGGAUGGUGUUCGUGCGCGGCCCGGAGCACAGUAACAUUCAGCACUUUGUGGAGAAAGUCGUCUUCCACUUGCACGAAAGCUUCCCUAGGCCAAAAAGAGUGUGCAAAGACCCACCUUACAAAGUAGAAGAGUCUGGGUAUGCUGGUUUCAUAUUGCCAAUUGAAGUUUAUUUUAAAAACAAGGAAGAACCUAAGAAAGUCCGCUUUGAUUAUGACUUAUUCCUGCAUCUUGAAGGCCACCCACCAGUGAAUCACCUCCGCUGUGAGAAACUUACUUUCAAUAACCCCACCGAGGACUUUAGAAGAAAGUUGCUGAAGGCAGGAGGGGACCCUAACAGGAGCAUUCAUACCAGCAGCAGCAGCAGCAGCAGCAGUAGUAGUAGUAGCAGCAGCAGCAGCAGCAGUAGCAGCAGCAGCAGCAGCAGUAGCAGCAGUAGCAGCAGCAGCAGCAGUAGCAGCAGCAGCAGCAGCAGCAGUAGUACCAGUUUUUCAAAGCCUCACAAAUUAAUGAAGGAGCACAAGGAAAAACCUUCUAAAGACUCCAGAGAACAUAAAAGUGCCUUCAAAGAACCUUCCAGGGAUCACAACAAAUCUUCCAAAGACUCCUCCAAGAAACCCAAAGAAAACAAACCACUGAAAGAAGAAAAAAUAGUUCCUAAGAUGGCCUUCAAGGAACCUAAACCCAUGUCAAAAGAGCCAAAAGCAGACAGUAACUUACUCACCAUCACCAGUGGGCAGCAGGAUAAGAAGGCUCCCAGUAAAAGGCCCCCCAUUUCUGAUUCUGAAGAACUCUCAGCCAAAAAGAGGAAAAAGAGCAGUUCAGAGGCUUUAUUUAAAAGUUUUUCUAGUGCACCACCACUGAUACUCACUUGUUCUGCUGACAAAAAACAGAUAAAAGAUAAAUCUCAUGUCAAGAUGGGGAAGGUCAAAGUUGAGAGUGAGACGUCGGAGAAGAAGAGGUCGACGUUGCCGCCCUUUGAUGAUAUUGUGGAUCCCAACGACUCAGACGUGGAGGAGAAUAUGUCCUCAAAAUCUGACUCAGAGCAACCCAGUCCUGCCAGCUCCAGCUCCAGCUCCAGCUCCAGCUUCACGCCAUCCCAGACCAGGCAACAAGGUCCUUUGAGGUCUAUCAUGAAAGAUCUGCAUUCUGAUGACAACGAGGAGGAGUCUGAUGAGGCAGAGGACAAUGACAAUGACUCUGAGAUGGAAAGGCCUGUAAAUAGGGGAGGAAGCCGAAGUCGCAGGGUCAGCUUGAGUGACGGCAGUGACAGCGAAAGCAGCUCCGCCUCUUCACCUCUCCAUCAUGAACCCCCGCCGCCAUUAUUGAAAACUAACAACAACCAGAUUCUUGAAGUGAAAAGUCCAAUCAAACAAAGCAAAUCAGAUAAGCAAAUAAAGAACGGUGAAUGUGACAAGGCAUACCUAGAUGAGUUGGUAGAACUUCACAGAAGGUUAAUGACGCUGAGGGAAAGACACAUUCUGCAGCAGAUCGUGAACCUUAUAGAAGAAACUGGACACUUUCAUAUUACAAAUACAACAUUUGAUUUUGAUCUUUGCUCGCUGGACAAAACUACAGUCCGUAAAUUACAGAGUUACCUGGAAACAUCUGGAACGUCCUGAGGAUACAACAACUGGAUGCAUCAAAAAACUUAUUUUUUUUGGUUGUGAUUUUUUUGUUGUUGUUGUUUAUAUGAAAACACUCAGAAUGAUACAACCAAAAGGGAAAAAAAAUAAAAAUCAAACAACCUUCA